AAAUGCAGAAUAAGGUAUAAUCAAAAAAUUCGAAAUUAAUUAUUUCAUUGAUUACGAUCCAAUACUUCAAGUUAAGUACAUAUACUUACAUAAGUACAUCCAUCUAACCUUUUAAGGUUCUGCUAUCAAAUAUAAUACAGUUUUAACUAAUAUUUAAAUUUAAUUCCACUCAUCUUCCUUUUUGUUAGGUGUUUCAUUCUUUUCCCAUUAAAUUUCCGAAAAUGUUGUUACAUUAUUUUGCAUUUCAGGUGACGAUAUAUAUGUACAUAUUGUUACAAAAAGUAGUAUUAAGUUUUAUUUGUAUUGCUAUAUGCAUCCCUGAUUAUGAACAAUAGUUGUAGGUAUAUGGAAUAGCAUUUGUCUUGUUGUAGACAUCUGGCGCCACGGCUGUCUGCUUGUCGAAACAAUAGACAUCUGGCGCCGCACUGUCUGCUUGUCUAGGUAAACAAUUGCUGAGUCUGGCGCCGCGACUGUCUGCUUGCGUCUGGCGCCGUAUAGCCGUAUGUUCUGGUAAUUUCCAGACGCGAUAUUCUAGAAGGACACGUCGGCAUCAGCGAGAAGUGCGUGGCUAUAUAAGCCGUGGCAGCGCCAACGUAAUCAGUCAGUGCUAAGAGUAAACUGCUAUAGUGUAGACGAGUUGUGAAAUAAAGAGUUGUUGAAUUAAAUUAAACAGUGUUGAUUUUAUUUGUCAAUCCAGAGAUACGAACCUAACAAAGUAAACUAGCAAGAGUAAAUUCGUAACAAUUGGUGUCAGAAGUGGGAUUGUCAAAUAAUCCAAAUUCAAGAUGGUUAAAUUCGGAGAAUUGAGAAUUCAGCAAUUAAAAAAGGAACUGGAGGAGCGUAAUUUGCCGAUAAGCGGGCAAAAGGCGGAUCUGCAGGCACGAUUACGUGAAGCAAUGGAAGCGGAUGGAAUUAAUGUGGACGAGUACGAAUUUGUUGGGCCAGAAACUUCUACAAAGGUAGAAGAGAAAGUAGAAGAACAACGAACAUCAUUAAGUGUAGACAUGAACACGUUGUUAGUGGCUAUUAAGCAAAUGGCAGAAAAUGUAGUGCGAACAGAAAAUCGUCUGGCACAGCAAAUGGCAGAAAAUGCAGUGCAAACAGAAAAUCGUCUGGCACAGCAAAUAGCCAAAAAUGCAGAAAAUGCAGUGCAGGCAGAAAAUCGUCUGGCACAGCAAAUUACGCAAAUAGCUGAAAAUACAUCACAGUUAGAGUCUCGCCUUACACAACAAAUAACUGAAAAUAAUACGCAGUUAGAAAAGCGAUUGGUACAACAGAUUACAGAAAAUAAUACACAAGUGCAAGAGAAAUUUUCAAAAUUUGAAGACGAAUUAAGCACAAUAAAAAAUGACGAAGAAAAUUUAAGAUCAGAAUUUCUUCAACUGAGUAAUCGUGUGCGAGAACUGCAACUGCAUGGCCCUGCACCAUCAACAAAUAAUCAAAGAUUGAAGGCACCCACAUUCGAUGGAAGUAUUCCAUUUCAAAUUUUCAAACUUCAGUUUGAAAAGACAGCAACGGCCAAUAACUGGAAUGCAGCGGACAAAGUGGCGUCCUUGUUUGUAUCAUUGAAAGGACCGGCAGCAGAAAUCCUUCAGACUAUUCCAGACUGUGAACGGGACAACUAUGAGGCAUUGAUGAGUGCGAUAGAAAGACGUUAUGGUAGUGAGCACCGGAAACAAAUAUACCAGAUCGAACUGCAAAAUAGGGGUCAGAAGAUGAACGAGUCAUUGCAAGAGUUCGCAACUGAAAUAGAACGACUGGCUCAUUUGGCAAAUGCAGAUGCACCUGUGGAUUACAUUGAGAGGGUAAAAAUUCAAUGUUUCAUAAAUGGAAUUCGUGAUGUGGACACCAAACGCGCCACAUAUGCAUUGCCAAAAAGAACGUUUGCUGAAACGGUUUCGCACGCCCUCACACAAGAAACAGCUUCCCUACUAAGUAAACCAGCACACAAAGUACAAAGGGUUGAAAUGGAACAACCGGCGCUGAUGGAAGAAAUAUUGAAGACUCUGAAGACAAUUGCUGCACAGCAAGUAAAUACAACAGGCAGAUGUUUCAACUGCGGAAAAGCGGGUCACUUUGCUCGAAAUUGCAAUAUAAAGGUAAACCCAUCAAAACGGAAACAACCAACAGAACACCGAAAGGGGAUUCACCACAAAAAUGCGGAUGCAUUAUCACGUCGCCCUUGUCCACUGGAAUGUAAACAUUGCUCUAAAUCAGAAGGAAAAGAAGGUAUAAUCGACGUGCGAUCACUGAAUAUAGAACCUGAAGAUGAUUGGACUCCUCACCGCAUCAGAAUUAAUCAGCUGGAGGACCCUGAUCUUGCGAAGCUGGUAAUGGCCAAAGAAAAUGGGGUACGACCACCAAAGGAACAAAUAAGUAACGAGAGUCCAACGGCAAAAGCAUAUUGGGCCCAAUGGAACAGCAUAAACCUCGUUAAUGGAUACCUUCAUCGUACCUGGGAAAGCGAAGACGGCAAACAGUCUCGUCUGCUGAUCAUAGUACCGAAGUCCAUGAUCCCGAAAGUAUUGAAAGAACAUCACAAUGGACCUAGUGGAGGGCACCUUGGAAUUACAAAAACUAUAGAGAAGAUUAAACAACGGUUCUACUGGAUCGGUUGUCGAGAUUCCAUAGCAGAAUGGAUAAGUAAUUGCGUAGAGUGCAUGGCAGCUAAAGGUCCUAAAGCCAAAAGUCGCGGUAGGCUACAACAGUACAACGUGGGAUCACCAUUUGAACGAGUCGCAAUGGAUGUUGCAGGUCCGUUCCCAACCAGUACGGCCGGAAACAAAUAUCUACUGGUUGUCAUGGACUAUUUCAGUAAAUGGCCAGAAGUAUAUGCCUUACCAAACCAGGAAGCGAAGACAGUAGCCGAAGCGUUUGUAGAAAAUUGGAUAACAAGGUUCGGAGUGCCCGUCGAAUUACACUCAGAUCAAGGCAGAAAUUUCGAAUCUUCCAUUUUCCAAGAAGUCUGUACAUUAUUGGGCAUCCACAAGACACGGACAACAGCGUUACACCCACAAUCAGAUGGGAUGGUAGAGAGAUUUAACCGAACGCUCGAAGAACAUCUGCGGAAAAUCGUUGAUAAAGAUCAACGGAAUUGGGACAAGUGCAUCCAGAUGUUCCUGCUGGCGUAUCGUUCAGCGAAGCACGAGACAACUGGUUACACGCCAGCAAAGAUUAUUUUCGGAUCUGAUCUGCGACUCCCUGCUGAUCUUAAGUUUGGAACGAAUCCUACAGCUGUAAGAAAUGAUGGAGAUUAUUGUUCUGUCUUAAAGGAAGAAAUGAAUGAAUUGCAUCUAAUGGUAAGACAGCAUACGCAUCUGAUGAGCAAUAAGAUGAAGGACCGGUUCGAUCAAGCGGCAAAUUCAAAAGGUUUUGAAGAAGGUGAUCUGGUCCUGUUGUACAAUCCACUUCGAAAGAAAGGCUUGUCCCCGAAACUGCAGACAGCCUGGGAAGGACCCUAUAUGGUGAUGAAACGACUGAAUGACGUGGUAUACCGCAUACAAAGAAAUGGGAAAGCACGAUGUAAAAUGAAAGUAGUACAUUUGGAGAGGCUCGCCCCAUUUGGUUCAAGAGGAUUUGUGCCUAAUCGGGACGAUUAGGCUUUAGUGGAGGGCAGUGUUACAAAAGUAGUAUUAAGUUGUAUUUGUAUUACUAUAUGCAUCCCUGAUUAUGAACAAUAGCUGUAGGUAUAUGGAAUAGCAUUUGUCUUGUUGUAGACAUCUGGCGCCACGGCUGUCUGCUUGUCGAAACAAUAGACAUCUGGCGCCGCACUGUCUGCUUGUCUAGGUAAACAAUUGCUGAGUCUGGCGCCGCGACUGUCUGCUUGCGUCUGGCGCCGUAUAGCCGUAUGUUCUGGUAAUUUCCAGACGCGAUAUUCUAGAAGGACACGUCGGCAUCAGCGAGAAGUGCGUGGCUAUAUAAGCCGUGGCAGCGCCAACGUAAUCAGUCAGUGCUAAGAGUAAACUGCUAUAGUGUAGACGAGUUGUGAAAUAAAGAGUUGUUGAAUUAAAUUAAACAGUGUUGAUUUUAUUUGUCAAUCCAGAGAUACGAACCUAACAAAGUAAACUAGCAAGAGUAAAUUCGUAACACUAUUAAUGCGCCUAGUACGUAAAUUGACUUUUAAAUAUAUUUAAGAAUUUGGCAACCCUAGUUUGCAAUCACACAACUUUAUAAUAAAAUUUGAAAUUUUUUAAUAUGUACUCAGAACGUUUCGACAUACGGGCGUUAUUUGUGUUGUUUACAACUACUUGAAAUAUUCAUCUCUGCCAAAAAAUGUGUAUUUUGUACUUUCGACGUGAAUUGUCUUAGUAACAGUGCAUCGAUGAUCUUAAUUUAGCUUUUGGCGUUGAAGCUCCAUCAAGGACCAGUGUUUAUCGAUAAUAUGGUGAAUUGAGGUAGUUGAACAGUCCAAGACGAAUGGGGAUGUCGUCUAAUAUCAAUUUUUGUUGCGGAAACUAUUGAUGCUGUGCGCCAACUGUUAUAGCAAGAUCAUCGUGUGACCCAUCGUGGUAUUGAAACAAUUAUAGGCAUGAGUGGAACUAACAUACAUUCAAUAUUGCAUUUGCAUUUGAUUGUAUAAAAAAAAAACACUUGUCGCAACCAUACUACAAAAACAGUAAAUUCUGAGUGGUCCGUGACCAUUUCUUUCCCAGUUGCCAGGAAAACCAAACAUCGAAGACCGAUUACUCUUCACCACGACAACUCGAACUUUGACACAUCGACUGAAAUAACUACAAUUUUGAGCACUUAAAACAUCGAUUAAAUGAGUAAUCCACCGUAAAGUCUUGACUUGGCGCUGAAUGACUUCUUUUUAUUCCAAUAAGAAAAAAAAUUAACUAAGAGGUGAACAUUUUUUGAUACCUAAAGAGGCGGUUGGUCAAUGCAUCAAUAUAAGAGAUACAUCAAUCAGAGUGACAAAGGGGCUUUGAGAAUUGGUUCAAACGCAUGGAAAAAUGUAUAGAUCUUAAUGGAGAAUGUUUUGAAAAAUAAUAAAGCAAUUUAGUUGAUUAAAGUUUAUUUUGGUUCUCUAAUCCUCCAACCCACGUAAUCUAGGUCUGAAUUCAACAACUUCGUAGUUUACUUAUUCAUUACUUUUGUUAGUCUACGAUGUUAAUUUUUUAGCUAAGCAAAACACAACCUCACACAAAUCACAAUAAAAAUUAAAUAAACGAGUGU
Messenger RNA from Bactrocera dorsalis (oriental fruit fly), 5175 nucleotides. RefSeq lists its product as uncharacterized. Gene Ontology annotation, biological process: DNA integration. The record is from RefSeq and is a predicted model, not a curated record. Gene Ontology annotation, molecular function: zinc ion binding; nucleic acid binding. The transcript is spliced from 2 exons. NCBI's taxonomy places the organism in Eukaryota, Metazoa, Arthropoda, Insecta, Diptera, Tephritidae. The coding region runs from base 786 to 3599 and encodes 937 amino acids.